Molecule: messenger RNA, 3214 nt
Organism: Hippocampus comes (tiger tail seahorse)
Lineage: Eukaryota; Metazoa; Chordata; Actinopteri; Syngnathiformes; Syngnathidae
Product: T-box transcription factor TBX2-like
Exons: 7
Coding region: 361-2208 (615 amino acids)
Biological process (GO): positive regulation of DNA-templated transcription; cell fate specification; regulation of transcription by RNA polymerase II
Cellular component (GO): nucleus; chromatin
Molecular function (GO): RNA polymerase II cis-regulatory region sequence-specific DNA binding; DNA-binding transcription factor activity, RNA polymerase II-specific
Source: RefSeq, a predicted model, not a curated record
UAGUCACAUUCAUCAUGAAUAAAACAUUUCUCAAGUCUCAAAAGUCUUUGAAGUGUCUCCAGUCAGGGCAGUUAAACUCCGCCCCUGGUUCCACUGACAGCUGAAGCGCAGAACUUGAGUUUCUGGAGCUUGUUCGGUGUUUGGUCAACUGUCCUGUCCUAACUGGAGAUUCUUUGGAGUUUUUUUUUUUUUUUGAAACAACUUCUUGGAAUUUAUGCACUUUUGGAUACUUUUUCCCCUCACACAAAAAAAAAAAAGACAACCCCACUUUUGGGUGAUAUGAGGCAGCGUGCGUCCCGGGCAGGUGGCUUGAACCGUUAUUGCCCACUUUGAUGGAGGAACCCUUAACGCAAGCUCGCCAUGGCUUAUUAUCCUUUCCAAGCGCAGCGACCGGGUGCGUUGCCCUUGCCAGCCUUUCUCUCCACCGCGCAAGUCUCCUUUCCUCCCACGCCGCGUGUCCCGGCCGUGGCGUCUCGAUCCGAGGUUGAGCCCCAGCAGGUGGGCUGCUCCGAGACGGGGCUGCACGCAGCCCUGAGCCGGCAGCACCAAGCGGCCCAAUUGCGCUCCUUGAAGAACCUGCAACCUGGGGACGGGUUGUGUGACGACCCCAAAGUCACUCUGGAAUCCCAGGAUUUAUGGAACGAGUUUCACAAAAUGGGAACCGAGAUGGUUAUCACUAAAUCAGGACGGAGGAUGUUCCCACCUUUCAAAGUCAAUGUUGAUGGACUUGAUAAAGCAUCCAAAUACAUCCUCCUAAUGGACAUUGUCACCGUUGAUGACUUUCGUUACAAGUUUCACAAUUCCCGCUGGAUCGUCGCCGGAAAAGCAGACCCAGAAAUGCCAAAGCGCAUGUACAUUCAUCCUGACAGUCCGUCCAAGGGAGAACAGUGGAUGAGCAAGCCCGUUGCAUUCCAUAAAUUGAAACUCACGAACAAUAUAUCGGAUAAACAUGGAUUUACAAUUUUGAAUUCAAUGCAUAAAUACCAGCCCAGAUUUCAUAUUGUGAGAGCCAACGACAUCAUGAAACUUCCAUACAGCACAUUCUUGACCUAUGUUUUCCCGGAGACUGAAUUUAUUGCCGUCACCGCAUAUCAAAAUGAGAAGAUUACGCAGCUCAAAAUUGACAACAACCCAUUUGCCAAAGGAUUCAGGGACACGGGAAACGGAAGACGAGAAAAGAGGAAUAAUCCUUUAAACAUCUCUCCACCGGAUGAGAACAAAGCAUAUUGUGCUGAUUCGGAUGACUCAUGGGAACAGCCCAGAACCAGUGACCCGUUUCACUCUCCUCAGCAAUCAUGGGCUUUGACAUCCAUGCCAAACUGUCAAGAUGACAACAACACCGGAAGUGAUUCAGAUAUUGAUCUACAAGGUGAUGAUGAUGGAGAAGCCGGUGGUUCUCAAACUGAAUCUUCAUCUCGACCGACUGUGAAGAGUGACAAGAAAGAACCAGCAAUGUUGAGUAAGAAGUUUUCCACGGAGAGUGAUUCCUCACAAAGCAACAGGAGUAAAAUCAAAGAUGGCACACACCCUAUGUUAUUGGAAACACAGAGCUCGGCAUGGCUCAGUACUGGACAUCGUCAGACUGCGGCUCUCUCAAACAGCCAACGGUGUCUUGAGCUUGGACCGCCUUUGCUGUUUCACCAGGGCCAGUUGUCAAUGAAGACAGAGGCUAUUCACUCUACAUCUAUGGGACAUCUGUUUUCCUCUUUCUCAGGAUUCAAUGACCCAGAACACGGGGGUGUAUUUUCUCAAAACAUCUCCUCGCCAUCUCCGUUCAUGUUUCACCUGUCACAGCAUGUGUUGGUGCCACAGGCACUGUCACUACCACCUUUUGGAGGACUGCUUUCAUACCCGUGGAGCUACUUGACAUCACCGGCUGCAAUGACUUCAGCUCUCCCAACCGGUUCCGCAACAUCAGCGUUUCUAAGAAACCGCUCUUUUCACAGCUCUUUGCCGUGGUUGCGAAUGAGUCCCUAUCAGAUCCCAGCUGCCGGCAUAUCAAGUCAAAAGCUACUGACAGCAAGUUCGAGCUCAAAUGAAUUUGAUCAGGACCAACUGUGUAACCAAGGGACCAGUGCAGGGUCUGCUAAUAACACCGAUACCAAGUCCAGAAACGAUCAGACUGUUUCACUGAAAAAUGUUCACGUUUCUUCAGACGGAUUUCAAAAUAUUCAAAAUGGUGUGUUUGAAAAAUCCGUCUCUCUAUAACGAUAAACAUCUCUGAAUGUUCAAAUCCGUUUUGUACAUGUCAAUGACAAUCAAUGUCAACAAAUCAAUGAAAUGUAAACCUCAUGCUGAAAUCACAAACACUGGUUCAUGAUUAACUUUUAAGUUAGUCACAUUGCUUGCAGCAGAAGCUUCCGUUCUUCUGGAACGUCUUUCUACACGAUCUUUGAGUUUGUCUGUGGGAUUGUUUGUCAAAAUAUCACUGUAGAAUCUGGAUCAGAGCAAGAAUGUGAUGAAUAUUGAAUGAUGUCUCAUGAAAAAUGCUCAGGUCAACUGGGUUCAAAGGGGGGUUGAGCACUCCACUGUUUUUUUUCAGCUGAUUUGAAUCUCUCGCCAUCACAGAUGAAUUUGUGGGGAUUAUUCAUUGUCCACCUAAAACAACAAUAUCACUAUUUAUUCUUCAUUUUAACGACACCUCCCUAUUUAAGGACCUUUUUUGUUUUUGUCAUUUAAAAAAAAUUCACACAUUGUAAAAUGCACAUCUUAGACCGUCAUUAUCAAAACUGCCAAAGUUGCGAAGACAUUUGAUCACUUGUCACCUGUACACGUUUACAUUAUUUUUGAUGUAGCAGAGCAACACUAUGCACUCAUAGGUAAACUCAGGACACUUUUUUUGCCUGUUUUCACAAAUAAAGUAAAGACUAAUAACAUAAAGACACUCAAGUAUGUGGCUGCCUCCGGGCAAAUCAUGUAAUAAAAACACAACCACGGCUGCCAUGUUAAUUUGGCAUGUACAAAUAUAGCCUAUUUGAAAAUGUGAAUGUGGAUUUUAGUAAUAAUUGUGUCUGUUUUGAAAGUGCAUACAUUUUGUUGUGCCUAUCUUUCACGUUAGGAUGUAAUAUUCAAAGCGUGACACAAAAUUGCAGUUCUUGGCGCCAAGAGGUCAGGUCGUCCACCAAGAGUAAAAUUGAACUGCAAAAAAAAAAAAAAACAACCAUCAGUGCAUGUGCUGUUGUGUGAAUUUUCUCCUUGACUGAACGGGGCUACA